Pseudophryne corroboree (corroboree frog) is the source of this 1884-nucleotide messenger RNA. RefSeq names its product cytosolic beta-glucosidase-like. NCBI's taxonomy places the organism in Eukaryota, Metazoa, Chordata, Amphibia, Anura, Myobatrachidae. Gene Ontology annotation, biological process: glycosylceramide catabolic process; carbohydrate metabolic process. The transcript has 6 exons. Gene Ontology annotation, cellular component: cytosol. The record is from RefSeq and is a predicted model, not a curated record. The coding region runs from base 219 to 1634 and encodes 471 amino acids. Gene Ontology annotation, molecular function: beta-galactosidase activity; beta-glucosidase activity; glycosylceramidase activity.
CCGCUUCCGCCCUGCCCGUGCCCCGGGGUCUCCCGUCCUGCUUACACCCGGGGGGCAGCGCCCAGGCCGCGGACAGUACGGCGAGCAGCAGGCCCCAGGCCUCCAUUACAGCCAGCCCGGGCUGCGGCUACUCAAUUGAAGCUACAGCGAAACAUUUGUGAAAAUAUAUUCUACGAUCAUUGUAUCAUCUCCUAGUUCCUGUAGAGACAUCAGCAGAGAUGGACAGUGGGAAGUUUCCGGAGUCAUUUGCAUGGGGAGCAGCAACGGCAGCCUAUCAGAUUGAAGGAGGAUGGGAUGCAGAUGGUAAAGGCCUCAGUAUCUGGGAUACAUUUACCCAUCAGGGAGGAGAUCGAGUUUUUAAGAACCAGACUGGAGAUGUAGCUUGUGGCAGCUACACUCUGUGGGAGGAAGAUUUGAAAUGCAUCAAACAGCUUGGAUUGACUCAUUACCGCUUGUCUCUUUCCUGGUCACGUCUGUUACCUGAUGGGACGACAGGUUUUAUCAACCAGAAAGGAGUCAAUUAUUAUAACAAGUUGAUUGACAGCCUCUUGGAGAUGAAUGUCACUCCGCUGGUAACGCUGUAUCACUUUGAUACUCCUCAAGCAGUAGAAGAUCAAGGGGGAUGGUACUCCGAAAAAACAGUGGAAACUUUUGAACAAUAUGCAAAGUUUUGCUACUCUACAUUUGGCGACAGAGUUAAACUUUGGAUUACCAUUAAUGAGCCAGGUAUUGUUUCCAGACUGAGCUAUGAAGAAGGCCUACUUGCACCAGGUAAAAAGGAUGUAGGCUUUGGUGCUUAUCUCUCUGCCCACAACAUGUUGAAAGCCCAUGCCAAAGCUUGGCAUGCAUACAACACCUUUUUCAGAGACAAGCAAAAAGGGCUCGUUUCCAUAGCUUUAAAUUCUGAUUGGGCGGAACCUUUGGAUCCCAACUCUUUAGCUGAUAAAGAAGCCUGUGAGCGGUACAUAACCUUUAACCUCCAUUGGUAUGCAAAACCAAUCUUCAUUGAUGGUGAUUACCCUACAUUGAUGAAGACAGAGAUUUCAAGAAAAAGCCAAGAAGAAGGAUUGACAACAUCCAGACUGCCGGAGUUCACAAAUGAAGAAAAAAGCAUGAUAAAAGGCACGGCAGAUUUCUUCUGUCUAAACUAUUAUACCACCAGAAAAGUCAGAGCUCUAGUAACAACACUUUCUAAGCCAAGUUUUAACUCUGAUAUGGGAGCAGAAGGCAUAAAAGAUCCAAAAUGGCCAGAAUCUGGAGUAGAAUGGUUGGUUGUCGUUCCAUGGGGCAUACGUAAGCUCAUGGCACAUAUAAAGCACACGUUUGGUACCCCUGAUAUUUACAUCACUGAAAAUGGAUUUGCGCAGAGUGAUCCUCCAAUACUGAAGGACAUACACCGCUGGGGAUAUUUUAAAGAAACACUAACUGAAGUUUUGAAGGCCAUCAGACUGGAUGGGGUGAAUGUCAAAGGUUACUUUGCUUGGUCCCUGCUUGACAACUUUGAGUGGAUGUAUGGCUACAGUGUCCGGUUCGGAUUGUUCCAUGUGGAUUAUGACCAGACGAAUCUUCCAAGAACUCCGUACUAUUCUGCUACUGAGUUUGCCAAAGUGGUAAAAGGAAAUGAGUUGAUUUAGAAUUAGCAAGCAUGCCAACUAUCUCAAACUGCUAAUUUGUUUUAAUUCACAGCUCAACACAGAUGAUGAUGAUGUAAAAAUACAUCUGUAAUAAGAAAUACUGUAAAUGGUACAGCACUGUAAAAUGAAGACUCUAUUCCUUCUUGCAAACUUGAAAUGAUUCUAUUUUCAGAGAAAUAUUUUCAUAGAAUGUUUUCCCACUAUGUUCAGGAUGGAAUGUGACAUGAAAAAUAAAACACUCUGAUCUUGA